AUGAAUGCAGAGAAGCAUCCAUUGUAUCGGCCCAUUGAAAUGGCUGGGAAAUCUCAGAUUUUUCAAGGACUGACUAUUGCUCUAAGCACAUUACCAGCAGCAGAGAAAGAGAUUUAUACGGAUAUGCUUGUGAAGCUUGGGGCGCAGUACGUAUCAUUCCAUUCAUAG
This is a messenger RNA of Gongylonema pulchrum, 168 nucleotides long. The record is from the annotation of a GenBank genome assembly. Lineage: Eukaryota; Metazoa; Nematoda; Chromadorea; Rhabditida; Gongylonematidae.